AUGUCGCUCGAAUGGCCACGGACGGAGCCUUAUGGCCGACGAUUUGUUGCUGAUGGCUGGAACAUCCCUCAUCAGUGCAAAAGCUGGGAUGCUAUCAUGGAGUAUAUGGACCAUGCUCAUUACAAUGGGUCGCAGCGGUCUGAUAUAGCAAAGUAA
Messenger RNA from Pseudogymnoascus verrucosus, 156 nucleotides. RefSeq lists its product as uncharacterized. The record is from RefSeq and is a predicted model, not a curated record. NCBI's taxonomy places the organism in Eukaryota, Fungi, Ascomycota, Leotiomycetes, Thelebolales, Thelebolaceae. Bases 1 to 156 code for a protein of 51 amino acids. The transcript is spliced from 2 exons.